GGAGUCUUUAAAAUAUUUCUCUCAGUGCUGCAAGUUCGACUUCGGUUUUUCUACAACCGUUCUUUAAGGCGUCCCAUUUUGUCUUAAUCAAGACAGGGCCUCCUUUCCGUGGCGUCGGUAGCGCUGCAGUGUUCCAUUGCACGGGCGUCUCAAAGGCCAGCCGUAUUUGAGCCGGGACACCAUCAUGUCUUUAAUACAUCCACAACCCCAGCCCGAGGACAUAGGUAAACAUGCCGACGGUCAAGAUGUGUAUGUGCCGUUUCGCGACAGUCGCGACGAUGGGGAAUCCGGCAGUGAGCCAGAUAUCGCCGAUAUCGAGCGCAUUUACAGGAAACUGGAUUUGCGCAUCAUCCCUGCCUUCUGGGUUCUGUACUUUCUUUGUGCAGCCGUCCGAUCCAACGUUUCACUGGCGCAAACGAUGAAUCCAGAUACUAACCACACUAUUUUUGAUGUUCUGCAUGUAGACGAUCACCAAGUCUCGACCGCUCUCGCCUUAUUCUACGUGUGCUAUGUCAUCUUCGAUCUACCAUCGAAUCUAAUCAUGUCCAGACUGAGCCCGCACGUCUGGAUGAGUCGCAUUGUUAUCAGCGUCGGCGUCAUUGGCACUUGCAUGACCGCCAUGAAAGCCGCAUGGAGUUUCUACCUCCUCCGUCUACUCCUGGGUAUUGUCAUCGCAGGCAUGUGGCCUGGGAUGGCCUACUACCUCACCCUCUUCUAUCCUCCGUCUCGAACAGGGAAGCGAAUCGGCCAAUACUACACAGCAGCGCAGCUUUCCGCCGCAGCCGUCGGCCUCGUCUCAGCCGGAUUCCAAAAGAUGGAUGGCAUCCACGGCUACGUUGGCUUCCAGUGGAUGUUCCUGGUCUGGGGCGUCAUAACAAUCGCCGUCGGCAUCCUCCUCCUCUGGUGGCUCCCGGACCGGCCCACGCCCCCCGGCGAAGAACCGCCCAAGAAGAAAUACCUACGCUGGUUUCCCCGCAGCCCGCCCGCGCUGACCGGCCGCGACGCCGAAAUCCACUACCACGAUCUUAGGCGCGUAUACCACCGCCCAGCAUGGACGCUCCAGGACCUCCUCCGCGUCUUCCUCGACUGGCGACUCUGGCCCCUCCUGAUCAUGUACUUCGGCGUCGUAGGCGUGGGCAUCGGUGUGCAAAGCUACGCAACAGUCAUCAUAAAAGCCAUCAACCCCACGCUCAGCGGAAUAGACCUCAGUCUCCUCUCUGCCCCAAUCUGGCUCAUGGACCUAGCCGCCAUCCUCCUCGUAACCCCCUUCUCCGACCGCUUCCACCACCACCGCGCCGUCUUCUUCUCCAUCCCCGUCCUCCUCCAAAUCAUCGGCCUUCUCCUCACCACCUACGCCGGCUCCAACUCCAACUCCUGGCCCCGCUACGGCGGCCUCCUAAUCGUCGGCUUUGGCCUCGGCCCCACAGUCCCCAUAACCAUGACCUGGACCACGGAGAUCUUCCAACCGCGCCACGGCGAAGUCGGCGUCGCAGCCGCCUCCGCCGUCGUCUCCGGCCUCGGGAAUCUAGGCAGUAUCGUAACGACCUACGCGCUGUACAACGGAUGGGACGAGGAUAGGUCGGCGCCAGGCCGGCUCAAGUUCCGGAAGAGUAAUCUGGUGAUGGUGGGGAUUCUGUGCGGGAGUAUUCUUGCGGCGGUGGUGAUGCAGGUUCUUGUCCGUGUUGUUGAUGGGGGGAGGGUUGGUGAUCAGGAUAAGAUUGUGGAUGGGGCUGCGAGGCGGGAGGCGCGGCAGAGGGGUUUGGAUGGGUUGGGGUCGAGUGUUUUGGGACUGUUUAGGAAGAAGAGGGGGCCGAGGUGAUGCGUAUUAUACUUAUAGACAUUGUGGUGGUUUGUUGUGGGUGGGGAUGGAUGCGUUCAUUGUGUCAGUUGGGUUGUGUGGGCUUGCAUAUGCUCCCGUUCUUAAUACAUGUAUUUAUACUAUGGUUUCUCUAUGAUAGAUAUUGAGGGGGGG
Messenger RNA from Aspergillus alliaceus, 1972 nucleotides. Its product is annotated as putative MFS transporter. The record is from RefSeq and is a predicted model, not a curated record. NCBI's taxonomy places the organism in Eukaryota, Fungi, Ascomycota, Eurotiomycetes, Eurotiales, Aspergillaceae. Gene Ontology annotation, cellular component: membrane. Gene Ontology annotation, biological process: biotin import across plasma membrane. The transcript has 4 exons. Gene Ontology annotation, molecular function: dethiobiotin transmembrane transporter activity; solute:proton symporter activity; biotin transmembrane transporter activity. The coding region runs from base 185 to 1819 and encodes 544 amino acids.